Passer domesticus (house sparrow) is the source of this 2364-nucleotide messenger RNA. RefSeq names its product methylphosphate capping enzyme (gene MEPCE). The transcript is spliced from 5 exons. Gene Ontology annotation, biological process: snRNA modification. Gene Ontology annotation, molecular function: RNA methyltransferase activity; O-methyltransferase activity; snRNA binding. The coding region runs from base 538 to 2364 and encodes 608 amino acids. NCBI's taxonomy places the organism in Eukaryota, Metazoa, Chordata, Aves, Passeriformes, Passeridae. The record is from RefSeq and is a predicted model, not a curated record.
GAGGAGGAGGAGGAGGGGGUUGUGCGCGCGGGGAUAAGGCGCCCGCACUGCGCACGCGCAGCGCCCCUCACGGACUCCAACUGCCGGCAGCCCCCGCGCGCGCCGCGAGGCCUCCCCCCGCGCGGGGCGGCCACAACCCCGCCUGCUCCGCCUUCCGGCCGCGCCUCGCCGCCGCUCGCCGUUGCCCACCCCGGGCCUUCAGCGGGAUCCCCCCGGUGCCUCCUGCCCUUCCCCCGCAACGCCGUUCUCCCGCGCCCUCCGCGCAGGCACUCUCCGCGGACGCCCCGCGCUCCGAGGCCCCCUCUCUCUCUCUCCGCGCGCGCCCACUCUCCCGAUUGGCCGCCGCGCGCUGCGUACCCUCUCCUAUUGGCCGAGCCCUGCCGCCCCUCCCCUCCAGGCGGGCGUGCCCUCGCGCGGCCCCGCCCUUCCCCUAUAUAAGCCCCGCCGGGCCGGCGCGGCGCUGCCAUCGCGGGCGGGAGGCGGCGGGCGCGGACGCCCCGCGCGCGCGGCUCCCCCCCUCCGCUCCUCCGGCGGCGCAUGCGCGGGGGCGGCGCGGCGCAGCGCGCAGGCGCGGGCCGGGCCGCCAUGGCGGCGGCGCCUGAGGCCUUCCUGGUGCCGCCGCCGCCGCCGCCUCCUCCCGCCGCCGCCGCCGCCGCCGCCCCGCCGGGCCCCGCCGAGCCCCCGCGGCCCCGCAACGGCCUCCGCGCCGCGGGCGGCGGCGGCGGCGGGAAGCGGCGCAGCAGCUGCGGCGCCAAGCAGCCGGCGUGGAAGCGGCGGCGCCGCGCGGCCUCGGAGUGCGGCCCGGUGCUGCCGUCGGAGUUCCUGCUCGGCGGGAACAUCUUCGACCCGCUGAACCUCAACAGCCUGCUGGACGAGGAGGUGAGCCGCGCCCUGAACGCGCGCACGCCGCAGUCCUCGCCGCUGCCGCAGCGCGGCCGCGACCCGGUGGAGAUCCUGGUGCCGCGGGACAUCACGGACCCGCUGAGCCUGAACGCGCCCGGCGAGGCGCUGCGCCUGGCCUCGCCCGCCAAGAGCGCCCGCCGCCGGCACCGCCACCGCGGCCAGCAGCGCGCCGCCACCGCCAACAGCGCCUCCGGUACCGCCGGCGCCGCCUCCGGUACCGGCAGCGGCGAGGAGAGCGCGCCGCCCGCCGAGCCCUCCGCCGCCGCCCCCGCCCCGCCGUGCCCCGCCGCGCUGCCCGCGCCCGGCCGCCACCGCAAGCGCCGACGGACUUGCAGCAAAUCCGAGGCGCCUCGGCCGCCUCCUCCUCCUCCUCCUCCUUCCUCCGGUAAAGCGGGCGGGAAGGCGGCGCAGCGGCCGCGGCGGCAGGCGCGCAAGUUCCAGUACGGGAAUUACUGCAAGUACUACGGGUACCGCAACCCCGACGUGGAGGACGCGCGGCUGCGGGCGCUGCGGCCCGAGUGGUUCGCGGGCAAGGAGGUGCUGGACGUGGGCUGCAACGUGGGCCACCUGACGCUGAGCAUCGCCAAGCGCUGGGCGCCCGCCCGCGUGGUGGGGCUGGACAUUGACGGGCGCCUGAUCCGCUCGGCGCGCCAGAACAUCCGCCACUACCUGUCCGAGGGGCUGGCGGCCGACGGCGAGGCCAGGAAGGGCUUCCCGGCCGCCCUGCUGGCCAGCCGCGGCCCCAUCGCCGCGCCGCAGCUGCCGCCCGACGGGCCCGGCGCCGCCGAGUUCCCGCACAACGUGGUGUUCGUCACGGGGAACUACGUGCCGGAGCGCGAGGAGGCGGUGGGCGCGCAGCGGCCCGAGUUCGACGUGGUGCUGCUGCUGUCGCUGACCAAGUGGGUGCAGCUCAACUGGGGCGACGAGGGGCUCAAGAGGCUCUUCAGGAGGGCCUUCCGCCACCUGCGGCCCGGGGGGCUGCUGCUGCUGGAGCCGCAGCCCUGGGAGUCCUACCGCAAGCGCAAGGGCCUCACCGAGACGACGUACCGGAACUACCAGCGGAUCCGCCUGCGGCCGGAGCAGUUCCCGGCGUACCUGACCUCGGCCGAGGUGGGCUUCGAGCGCUGCGAGCUGCUGGGCACGCCCCAGCACGGCUCCAAAGGUUUCCAGAGGCCGAUUUAUCUCUUCCACAAGGGCCGAGGCGACGCCCCCCUGAGCCCCCCCAAACUCCCCCAAAACCCCCCCCUGAGCCCCCCCGGGCCGGGGGAGGGGCCAGCCCCUCCCCCGCCGCUGCCAAACGGGGGGAGGGGCGCGGUUUGCCCCCCUCCCCCCCCGUUUUCGGGGUGUCCCUCCCCCCCCCGGUUUGCUCUGUCAGGGGGGGCCCCAAUAAAGGAGGUGAUUGGUCAGAGCUGGGGGGUCUUUUGGGGAGGGGGCGCGUUUAUUGGGGGGAUUUUGGGGUAG